Lodderomyces pseudojiufengensis is the source of this 1440-nucleotide messenger RNA. It is a transcript of the gene DUN1, whose product is annotated as serine/threonine protein kinase. Lineage: Eukaryota; Fungi; Ascomycota; Pichiomycetes; Serinales; Debaryomycetaceae. Gene Ontology annotation, molecular function: ATP binding; protein serine/threonine kinase activity; protein binding. The transcript has 2 exons. Gene Ontology annotation, biological process: mitotic DNA damage checkpoint signaling; protein phosphorylation. Gene Ontology annotation, cellular component: nucleus. Bases 1 to 1440 code for a protein of 479 amino acids. The record is from RefSeq and is a predicted model, not a curated record.
AUGUCUUUAAUACGGAAAGAACCAUCCAUACAUCCUGAAUUAUCAUGCAUGAAUAUAGAUAGUCAUGUACAAGCUAAUAAUAUAAAUAUAGAUGAAAAACCAAAUAAUGGCUCAAUAAAUCUACCUCAAUCUCAACAACAGCAACAACAAAAUCCAAAUGCAACCACAAAUAAAAUCCUAGCAAAACUAUAUAACAAAUAUGGAAAAUCAAUUAUAUCAAUCCCUUAUAAAAAUGAAAUAAUAAUAGGUAGAUCAUCAAAAUGUGAUAUAAAAAUUUCAGGUAUUGAUACAUCAUCAAAACAUUGUAAAUUAAUUUUAACAAAAAGUGAAUUUUCUCAAAAAAUUUAUCUCAAACUAAUUGAUUUAAGUUCAAAUGGUAUAUGGUUAAAUGAUGAAAAAAUUAAUAAAUUACAUUAUGAAAUUUUAAAAUCAGGAGAUAAAUUACAAUUUGGUAAAACUGGAGGAUGUUUUAUUUUUAAAUAUGAAGAUGAUAAUGAAAAUGAAAAUGAAGACGAAGAGAUAAGUGAUUUGGAACAAAAUCAUGAAAAUAAUAACUCAUUUUUUGAUGAUUAUAUUUUAGGAAAGCAAUUAGGAUCAGGUCAUUAUGCUAUAGUUAAAGAAGGUAAAAAUAAAAAAACUGGAGAAAAUGUUGCAGUAAAGAUUUUUCAUCCAAAUAAAACAAAUGUACCUAAUUCUCAAUAUAAUAAUAAAUUAAAACAAGAAAUGUCAUUAUUAUUAUCAAUAAAUCAUCCAAAUAUUGUAAAAUUUAUAAAACAUUAUAUUGAACCAAAUAAAUUUGGUUCUUUCAAUACUUUUUUAGUAUUAGAAAAAAUGAAUAAUGGAGAAUUAUUUCAAAGAAUUAUUACAAAGACUAAAUUAUCACCAAUUGAAACAAAAGCAAUAUUUAAGCAACUACUAUCAGGAGUUAAAUAUUUACAUGAUAAUAAUAUAAUUCAUAGAGAUAUAAAACCAGAAAAUAUCUUGUUGGAUAUAACUCCAAGAUCCUCCCCCCUGGAAAAGCAAACAGGACCAUGGGAUUAUAAUGAAAUUGAUUUAAAAGUUAAAAUUGCAGAUUUUGGAUUAGCAAAAUUUAUAGGAGAAUUAAAUUUUACAAAUACUUUAUGUGGAACACCAGCAUAUGUUGCACCAGAAAUUUUAAAUAAUUCAAAUAAUAGAAAUUAUUCAAAAAAAGUUGAUCUUUGGUCAAGUGGUGUAUUAUUAUAUGUUUGUUUAUGUGGAUUUCCACCUUUCAGUGAUGAAUUAGCUCCUCCAAAUAUGAAAGAACAAAUAUUAACUGGAAAAUAUGCUUUUUAUUCUCCUUAUUUUGAUGAAAUUGAUGAUAUUAUAUUAGAUUUAAUUACUAAUUUAUUACAAGUUGAUCCAAAUGAAAGAUUUGAUAUUGAACAAACUUUAAAUCAUGAAUGGUUUAAAGAGGAUUAA